Pieris napi is the source of this 1251-nucleotide messenger RNA. Its product is annotated as ecdysteroid-regulated 16 kDa protein-like. Gene Ontology annotation, molecular function: sterol binding. Gene Ontology annotation, biological process: intracellular cholesterol transport. The transcript has 4 exons. The coding region runs from base 80 to 514 and encodes 144 amino acids. The record is from RefSeq and is a predicted model, not a curated record. Lineage: Eukaryota; Metazoa; Arthropoda; Insecta; Lepidoptera; Pieridae.
GCCCAUCCUAUCGUCAGUGACCAGUGUGAACGCGCGUGUCGAACAAUUCGUUAGCGCGCGAUUUUCCAAAGAUUUAAAAAUGUUUUAUUUUUUCGUCGCUUUGUUAGUGGCCAGUGCACAGGCUAAGUUUUAUUCGGAUUGUGGUUCGACGGCUACUAUCCAUGAUGUGGGCGUCAGUGGCUGUUCUAUAGAUGCAAAGACCUGCAUUCUGAAGAGGAAUACCAAUGCCACAAUCAGCAUUGACUUUACCCCUUCUAAAGCGGUUACUUCGAUUGAGACAGUAGUACAUGGGAUCAUCAUGAAUUUGCCGGUUCCAUUCCCGAUUUCACAGCCUGACGCUUGUAAGGGCAACGGUCUGACUUGCCCGCUUAAGGCGGGCGAAAAGCAAGCAUACAAAACAACAUUGACAGUACUCAAAGCGUACCCACAAGUUACCGUUGAAGUGAAAUGGGAACUGAAGACUGAUGCUGGAGAGGACUUAGUCUGCGUUAUGAUACCUGCACAGAUAAAAUAGAAAGUCUAACAACAGAUAUAAAGAUAUAAAUAAUACAAUAUUUUGUGAUAAUUAUUUUUAGAACGUAAGAAGAAUAAUGAUUAAUUAUGUGUCUAUGAAUGUGAUGAUUUCAAUAAGUAUAUUAUAUUGUGGGCAUUAACGGAAAAUACAUUUGAUAAGCAUCUUAGAAUAAAAGCACGGUAUUAGCAGUGCCGUGUCAGUAAACUGAACACAUGAAAACGGGAAUAAAAUUACUUAAUUUUGCUCUGAAUUUUUAAGCAACUUUCAUUGAAGAAAACAAUUUGCCUCAAAGUUUUAUCAGGCGUAUUUUUAUGAAUGUUUUGUUAGAUUGCUUAAUAUUCAAUGCAAUAACUAUUUGCUUUAUAUAAUAAAGUUUGUUUUGGCAUUUUAGAAAUUUGUGAUUAUUUAGUUACCUAGUUCUGAGACGAUUUUCAUUUUUGUCUUGCCGUGUCCAAAGUCGUAAUAUAGGCUUUUAAAUAAAUAUUUGUAAUUAUUAAGUAUAUACAUUUAGAUCCUCUACUGUCUACAUAACUCAAACGAACUCGUUUUUUGAAAAUAUAUAUAUAUAUAUUUUUUAUUUUAAGGGAAAAAAAUCUGUUGACUAGCUUUGAAGUCUCGUCACACCUAUAUGGUACGAUACGAAUAUGGUGGUAUCUAUACGAAGUAGAAACAUUUCUGCGCAAGCGACCUGGUGUUGCACCUCUGACUCCGACUGACGUGACUGCUCGUUUGCCCUU